Messenger RNA from Staurois parvus, 344 nucleotides. Lineage: Eukaryota; Metazoa; Chordata; Amphibia; Anura; Ranidae. The record is from the annotation of a GenBank genome assembly.
AGCCGAAGACGUCGGCUCGGUCAUGUGAUCAGCUGUGUCCAAUCACAGCUGAUCACAUGGGACAUGUACACAGAUCAUCAGAGCACUGAUGAUCAGUGUGCCCUGAUGAUCUGUGUAGCCCCAGCAGUGCCAGCUGUCAGUGCUCAUCCAUGCCACCUACCAGUGCCACAUCAAUGCCACAUAUCAGUGCCCAUCUGAGCUGCCUUUCAUUGCCACCUAUCAGUGCUGUUAAUCAGUGCCACCUGUCAGUGCCACCUAACAGUGCCAGUCAGUGCUGCCUAUCAGUGCCAUAUAUGAGUGCUGCCUUUCCGUGGCCAUCAGUGAUGCCUGUCAAUGCCCAUCAG